Molecule: messenger RNA, 2511 nt
Organism: Talaromyces stipitatus ATCC 10500
Lineage: Eukaryota; Fungi; Ascomycota; Eurotiomycetes; Eurotiales; Trichocomaceae
Product: DEAD/DEAH box helicase, putative
Exons: 1
Coding region: 1-2511 (836 amino acids)
Cellular component (GO): nucleus
Molecular function (GO): nucleic acid binding; RNA helicase activity; ATP binding
Source: RefSeq, a predicted model, not a curated record
AUGGCCGGAGACAAAGAGAAAAAACGCCAUGGUGGAGAUAAAGAAAAGACGUCGCGGAAAAAAGACCGCUAUGAAGAAUCACUUGCCACAUCGCCCGUCGUCGAUUCGCUGCAGCCACAGAAAAAGAGGAAAAGAGAAAGCAAACUUGAGCAAUCGAAUAGAAAUGGCGUCGAGGAAGAAUGGUAUGGAGAUAAAGAAUUCGAGGAUGUUCAGUCGGAAAGUCAGGCGUCGGCGAAGGGUGGUGUUUCGCGGGAUAGGAAGGGGCAGAAAAGUCGAGACGAUGGAUCGAAAGGGUCGAUCGACACGGAACCUCCCAGAUCGUCUUCUCGGUCCGAUGAAAAGGCUCCGGAUCUGAGGUUUGGUGAUAGGACACUGAAGAAGACCAAGAAACGCAAAAAUGAAGAUCAAUCCGAAGCCAAUGGAGCGCAAGAUCCUCCAUCCAAAGUUAAAAAGCGCAAGCACGAACAAGUUUCUACGCCUCGAGACGAGGAUGAGAGACAUGAUUUAAAACAUGCAAAGCUGUUAAAGAAGUUUGAGAAAUCAAUAAAGGCCAAACGACCAGUUACCGAGAAUGUGCAAGAGACUUCAGCGUUCGAUACUGGCACGGCGAUUGUUGCGCAGGGCUUGGAGCCUCUUCCACAACCGGAACCUGUUGCAGAAACAAGCGAGAAACCUACGUACUCGACAAUGCCCGAUUGGAUCACAAACCCCGUCACAAAAUCUCCAUAUGACCGAGAGGACGGGCAGCCUGUCAAAUUCGAGAAUAUCAGUCUUGAUAGAACUGUAGUCUCCAAACUCGAAAAACAUGGGUAUAGUGAAGCGACACCAGUUCAAGCAACAGUUAUACCACUCCUACUUGACGAGCAACAUCGCCAUCGAGGUGAUUUGUGUGUUUCUGCAUCUACCGGUUCCGGAAAGACGUUAUCAUACGUCCUUCCAAUCAACCAGUCACUUCAAAGAGAGUCUGUGGCAAGACUUCGCGCACUCGUUAUUGUACCCACGAGGGAACUGGUUAAACAGGCUAGGGAAGCAUUUGAAGCUUGUGGAAGCAAUCUACGAAUCGGCACUGCCAUUGGAAGCGUUGUGCUGAAGGAUGAACAACAGAAAAUAAUAAGAUGGGAUUCUGUCUAUAGUCCGGAAAAGUACAACGCAGACCAGCAGAGAACUAUGUCGGAAAGUGACUGGGCAGAAUUCGACUUGCUCAAAUAUAGAGACGAGGUUGUGCGCGCAGGGGAUUUGGCACCACAGUAUAUUCAAGUGGCUCGACCAAAUAUAGACGUUCUCAUUUCUACGCCUGGCCGAUUGGUAGAUCAUAUCCGGCAGACAGAAGGCUUUAGUCUUCGACAUCUGCAGUGGCUUGUAGUCGAUGAAGCUGAUCGACUGCUCAACGAGAGUUUCCAGGAAUGGGUCUCCGUUCUCAUGGGCGCUCUGGACAAGGAGAAAACUGCUAAUAUAGGCGAUUCUGUCCUGGCUAGAAUAGGACGACCGAUUCAGUCUCCUUAUCCGCGAAAAGUGAUUCUCAGUGCAACACUUACCAACGACAUUACCAAACUCAAUUCGCUGCGUUUGGAGAAUCCGAAGUUGGUAGCAAUCGGUUCACGGAAUAUGGAUUCUAAUGAAGAAAGGGUCAAGCAUGAGGCGGAGCAGUUUGUGUUGCCUCCUAGUCUGAUGGAGCAUUUUGUGCCUGUUGGCGACGGUUUUGAGAAGCCUAUUUAUUUGAUGAAAUUGUUGCUUAUGAUCAAUAAGUCAAAGUGGAACAGUCUUGCGACUCCUGCUUAUGCUUCUGUUGUUGGUCGAAAAUCUAACGAAGCUGCUGAGGAUUCAAGCUCGGAUUCUGAUUCUACAAGUUCAUCUGACGACACGAGCAGCUCUGACGAGGCCUCAGACUCCGAGUCCGAUUCUGAUUCCGAGUCAUCUGACGCAAGCCCUGACGAGAGUGAGAGUUCCUCUGACUCGGAUUCCGAAACCUCUUCUAUAGCCAGCGAGACUUCACCAGUCGCUUCAGCAUCCAACACUGGCGUCACCUCAGUACUCAUCUUCACCAAAUCCACCGAAUCAGCAGCAAGAUUAUCUCACCUCCUCAGCCUCAUGAACCCUUCACUAGAAUCUCAAAUCGGCACAAUAGUCAAAUCCAACAAUUCCUCCUCAUCUCGCAAGACACUCAAGGACUAUCGCGCCGGAAGGAUAAGCAUAAUAGUGGCCACCGACCGUGCUUCACGUGGUAUUGAUCUUGUCGGUUUAGGGGGAGUGAUUAACUACGAUAUGCCUACCAGUCUGACUACAUAUGUCCAUCGCGUAGGACGAACGGCGCGAGCCGGGAAAUCGGGACAAGCAUGGACUCUUGUGGAGCAUCGGGAGGGGUUGUGGUUUCAGAAGGUGAUUGUUAAGAGUGAGAAUGUUGUUCGAUCGGGUAAUGGUGUGAAGGCUGUUAGGCAGGAGAAGAAUAGCAAGGCUAUGGUUGCGGAGUAUACGGCUGCUCUGGAGGGGUUGGAGAAGGCUGUUAAGGGGUGA